Messenger RNA from Propithecus coquereli (Coquerel's sifaka), 811 nucleotides. It is a transcript of the gene SURF2, whose product is annotated as surfeit 2. The record is from RefSeq and is a predicted model, not a curated record. NCBI's taxonomy places the organism in Eukaryota, Metazoa, Chordata, Mammalia, Primates, Indriidae. The transcript is spliced from 6 exons. Bases 36 to 806 code for a protein of 256 amino acids.
CGAGGUGCGAGACGCGUCCGUCGGGCUGCGGGGCCAUGAGCGAGCCCGAGGCCGAUGUCCGGGCCUUCCUGAGCCAGCACCCGAGCCUGCGGCUGCAGCCGGGCGCCGGCAAGGUGAGGUGCGCCCUGACGGGCCACGAGCUGCCCUGCCGCCUGCCCGAGCUCCAGGUCUACACCCGCGGCAAGAAGUACCAGCGGUUGGUCCGCGCCUCCGCGGCCUUCGACUACGCUGAGUUCGAGCCUCACAUCGUGCCCAGCACCAAGAACCCGCACCAGUUGUUCUGCAAACUCACCCUGCGGCACAUCAAUAAGUCCCCAGAGCACGUGCUGAGACACACCCAGGGCCGGCGGUACCAGAGAGCGCUGCGCAAGUAUGAAGACUGUGAGCAGCAAGGGCUGGAGUUCGUCCCUGCCUGUCUGCUGCACGGGAGGAGGAGGAGAGAAGACCAGAGGCACAGCGGCGGGCGGCCGCGCCCCAGAGAAGCCUUCUGGGAGCCUGCGUCCAGUGACGAGGGGGGAGCCCUAAGUGACGACAGCAUGACAGACCUGUACCCACCUGAGGUGUUCACCAGACAGGACCUGGGAGGGACUGAGAACGGGGAUAGCACCGAUGACGCUGUGACAGACGAAGAGGACGAGAAGCCAAGGCCCCCAGGAGACAAGGGUGCUGGUGUCAGGAAGGAGACGGGAGCGGCCGGGAGGCUGGCCCCAAAGCGUGGGAAGAAGCAGCUGGGCACCCUGAAAAAGAAGUUCAAGAGUCAUCACCGAAAACCUCGGCGCUUCGGCUGCUUUAAACAGUCGGGUUAAUAAAG